AUGUCUGCAAGCUUGCCGCCGUCGGCCUCUUCUGUUCAGUUUGGACUUGUCAUUGUUGCCAUUACCGGUAGAGGCUGCGGGGCAAUCAUGUCUCUUCUGGAUGGCUUUGAUGACGAGCCGCCGGCACGCGUGCCCAAAAACACGGAGGGCCUGGUCCACCAGCCAAGGGUUGCACGCUGGGCACAGCAGGCACAAGGCAGCAUCACGGUGUCGCACAAAGACAUGAAGACCUGCCAGCUUGCAGACGACAUCUCGCACGUUCAGGCAUGCAAGGAUCCGGCAACUUGUCCCCGCUGCUUGUUUCUGCGGCAGAGGGACCAUUGGUGCGAGGCAGGGCUAUACCAGAUUGACCUAGUUGCCAGCUUGACGUCGGAUCGCUCUGCAGCGGGGACGUGGUUAGAAGCGAGGAUGUGCAGCAAGAACCGCUGGGGCUUGGGCUGCUUCGUGUGCCGACAAGCGGGCUUCAUUUCACCGUGGGCCGAAGGCCGUGUGCAGACGCUGUCACUGGGUAAUGUGCGAAGGCAUGGCAACAGCAGCCAGCACGCGCGUGCGGCCAAGCAGGCUGGCUUUGAUGGAGUGGACGACGACGAGGAUGCCGCGCCAAGCUUGGAAAACUUCACAAAGGUGCUGCAAGCACGUUUGGAGGGUCGGCCUCUUUGCAGCAAGGUCGAGGGCAUGGGCUCUUGGAAGAUUGGCAAAAUGACGUUCUGCUUGGCCGAGGCUGCCCGCGAGAAGACACGACAGGAAAUUCGGGGAGCUGAGUCCAUAGCGCUCAAGAUGGACUCACGCGAAGGAAUUUUGUUGCUGAGGUAUACCUGCUGCGACAAGAGCCUGACUAUCAGCAGGGGCAUGGUGGGUUUCAAAUUCGUACCAGAAAGAGAGACUUCAUCUGCUUUGGUGGCCAGUGUCCGUCGCGUGCUGGAGGAUCUGUGCACCAGCGGCAUUGACGGCCAAGUGGACGUGGCUUUGGUCAAUCAUUUCCGCGAGAAAGUGGAGGUCGUCUGUGCUGACAAGGCUUCCAACGAACAAGUUGCUGGUCGCAUGAGCCGUACCGGGCCGUCGGCUUUGUUCCCGAAUAGCAAGGUUGUCAACCACGACUCGAGCCAUGCAAUGCAACGGGUGCUCAAACGCCCUUGGGCGGCGGUGGAGCCGAUCCAACGCAUUCUCGAGGAGUGGGUCACCGGCGCCAACUCUGUCACUCAGAUGAUUGAACACAGCCACGGCAUGGCCAGCGUGUACCGGAGCUACGUUCAGAAGCUCGAGGUGCCCAUUAACGCGAAACGCAUCCGAGAUCUUCGCGCUGCAAAGCAUCGGUUCUCUUCGUUGCAGAAGCCAUUGGGCCGGGCCGUUUUGACCUUCGAUGCCAUGCUUUCUACGAUACUGUGGGCUGCAGCACAUCGGACCGGUGCAGAAAGAGACAGAUGCCUGGCUUGCUUGGCAUCGUUGUCCGAGGAAGGCCUCAUACUGCUCGCGAUGGCUGCAGACAUCUCAGACGAGAAUAUGAGGGUGCUCCGUUUGUGCGAUCAGGAAGAGUUCGACGCGGCCGAAUUUCCUCAGGAGCUUGGCUGCCUGAUGGACAGGCUGCACUUCCUCAUCAACAAGGGCGGUGUGCUUUCUCAAGGAUACACGCAGUACAUGAUCGAGUACUUGCAAGAUCAGCGUGGUUUCUUGCUGAAGAAUGAGGCGAGAACCCUUGGUGGAGAGGGUCGUGUGAACGGAACGAUGCUGGCAGGCUGCUGUGAGAUCUUCAAGGCAUAUGUCCGCCUUGCUGUGCAUACAGUGGAGCAGGAGUUUCCAUACCACGAUGUUUUGAGUGCCAUGUCUGUCUUGAACAUCCGCGAGAAGCGCAAGAAUGAAGACAGUUUGGAACACCUCAUGUGGACGGAACACCGCCAGGCCAGCUUGGAAAGAUUGGCGCAGGUCUGCCAUCAGGAUCCGCAAGCGUUGCGAGAUCAGUUUAUGGAUCUGGAGCCCAUCGCACGCUACGAGGUUUCUGUGAACCAUUGCACCAGCUUCGAGGGUUGGAGGGCAGCCGCGCUUCGCUGCCGUGCUAGCAAGCCACAGGUGCGACAGCGCCACAAGAUUGACGCGAUCUUGCCCGUUCUCAUCAAAUACGGCUGCUUCUGUGGGCUCUCCACAUCGGGUGUGGAACAAAGCUUUUCGAAGCUGCAGCGCUUUCAACCCAAGGAACGAAAGUGCAUGCUACCCACUACAGCGGAAGACGAAGCGUUCCUGAUGCUCCUGCACGACUGCUCGGUGCACGAGUGGCUAUCGCAGCGCGCGCGGCAGAUUUGGCUUGACAACUUCGGCAAGCCCCGUGCCAGCUGCGCGACGCGCCUCGACCGUGGGGAUCCUCAGUCCGAGAAGGCUUUCAUAAAGAGGCGCCGGAUGGAGGUCGACAAAGGCGCUCUGCCCGUGGAUCCAGCAGAGGUGCUGCAGGCCGCUGAGAAUGGCUGCUGGGUCAGCCAAGCUGUUUUAGACGAAGAAGGUUGGCAAGUCAGCGAGAAGUACGGCAACAAAGUCAUGGCCUACCUGGACGGAGCUCUGCUCGAGUCCGAAGUGGACUUGGCUUUGGUGGAGACGGCCGUGGCUUUAAGAACGCAUCAAGAGCGUCUCGAUGCUGGGCGAGUAGCACGCGAGAAUGCUAUCGUGCAGCAGCUCCGGCCAAAGAAAGUGAACGUGCAAGCAGGCUCCUUCUACGUGGCAGAUGCAAGAUGGGUGGCCGAGCACGGCCUGAGCAACUCCCGCGCCACCGUGACUCUUUCUGAGGCCUCGCACUACGUGGUUGCGGACCCUGGGGACCCGGGCAUGCCGGUGUUGUUUGCUGCAGUGCUUCAGGGAGGGCUGUUAUGCAAUGUCGAAUACGCACGAUCCAAGGGCAACUCUGGGGUGGCCUUUGCGUUCGAUGCUGCCCUACUAGUGAAGCGCUUCAUUUUCCUUUCAACAGCAUUCCUGCGGUCGGAGUCGCAGGUUGCUCAGGUGGUCCUGGAAGCAGUCAGCCGUGCAGAGUCGAAAUGGUCGCAAAUUCAUGCAUUGGACGAGUUUGUGGAAAGAAGUUUGCGUUUCCGUGGGCAGAAGAAGAACUUCCUCUGCGUAGGGCUCUUCGCUGAUAGCGAAGAGCACAAGAUAGCAGGGGAGCCCAACAUGUUCACGAAGAAAGGGUUCCUGAAAUUUGUAUGCAAGUCUGCGGUUGCGAUGACUGGGGUUCGUUGUUGA
Messenger RNA from Symbiodinium sp. CCMP2592, 3216 nucleotides. The record is from the annotation of a GenBank genome assembly. Lineage: Eukaryota; Dinophyceae; Suessiales; Symbiodiniaceae.